AUGUUUCUUCGCUCUCUCGCUCGCGCCGUCCCUCGCGGCCAGGCUCCCAUCCGCGCUGCCCCCAUUGCCUCCCUGAACGCUAUGCAGGCUCGCUUUGCUUCCGACCAUGCCAUCGCCAACCCCACUCUCGCCAGCAUUGAGAAGCGCUGGGAGGGCAUGCCCCCUCAGGAGCAGGCCGAGCUCUGGAUGUCCCUCCGCGACCGCAUGAAGGUUGACUGGCACCAGAUGACCCUCCAGGAGAAGAAGGCCGCUUACUGGAUUGCUUUCGGUCCCCACGGACCCCGUGCCCAGACCCCCAAGGGUGAGGGCUGGAAGAUCCUCUUCAAGGUCACCCAGCUGACCCUCGUCUCCUUCGCUCUCUUCUACGCCAUCCACCUCUUCGCCAAGCCCCAGCCCAAGACCAUGUCCAAGGAGUGGCAGGAGGCCUCCAACGAGUACGCUCUGUCCGAGAACAUGAACCCCAUCCACGGUAUCAGCAAGCCUGGUUACGAGGGCAAGGGCUUCGUCCAGAGCCCCCCCGCUGAGAAGUCAUAA
Messenger RNA from Penicillium pulvis, 534 nucleotides. RefSeq names its product cytochrome c oxidase subunit IV family protein. NCBI's taxonomy places the organism in Eukaryota, Fungi, Ascomycota, Eurotiomycetes, Eurotiales, Aspergillaceae. The transcript is spliced from 3 exons. The record is from RefSeq and is a predicted model, not a curated record. Bases 1 to 534 code for a protein of 177 amino acids. Gene Ontology annotation, biological process: mitochondrial electron transport, cytochrome c to oxygen.